Molecule: messenger RNA, 3867 nt
Organism: Myotis daubentonii (Daubenton's bat)
Lineage: Eukaryota; Metazoa; Chordata; Mammalia; Chiroptera; Vespertilionidae
Product: ETS translocation variant 3-like protein
Biological process (GO): cell differentiation; regulation of transcription by RNA polymerase II
Cellular component (GO): nucleus
Molecular function (GO): sequence-specific DNA binding; DNA-binding transcription factor activity, RNA polymerase II-specific
Source: RefSeq, a predicted model, not a curated record
CUGCUCUUCUCAAAUGUAAAAUUAGUCUAAGUACAAUGAGGGUAGGGGUUCUCUGUGUCUGCCAUCUCCUCCCACUCAAGAUUUAGAAAGAGCCAAUAAUUAAUUAAUUACAUUUGGUCUUAUCUUGGGACAAACUCCAAUCCUAUUAAGCCCUGCAAAGAGAUCUCUGUCUAAAUCCUCCCGUGGGGGCACGAUAUAGGACCCUUUGCCUUCCUUUCCAUCUAUAAGUGACUCAGCGCCUUGGGGUCAGCUCCUGGCCAGUGAGGAGGUCGCCAGAGGAGGGGGCGUGGGGGGGGCUUCCUGCCCCAGACCCUGCUCCCCUGCCUCAGUCUCCCUUUUCUCCCCUCAUAUCUUCCCUCUUAUCUCCUUCCUUCUCGUCCUCCCUCCUCCCGCCCUCUUCCACCUCCCUCUCCCCUGCCUUCUCCUUUGCCUUCUUCUUCCCCCCAAAGCCCAGACACAGUUCCAGACUGGAACAUGCACCGCAGCUGCCUGGCAGAGGGCGUCCCCACCGUUGCGGGCAACUCCUGGAUCUCAGGUGAGCCUCUGCCAGGCCUCCCACCCAUGGUCCACCGGGGCGCUGGAGGCAUUCACACUGCCCUCUCUGCCCCAGGCUUGGCCUUCCCUGAUUGGGCCUACAAAGCCGAGUCGUCCCCAGGCUCCCGGCAGAUCCAGCUGUGGCACUUCAUCCUGGAGUUGCUGCAGAAGGAAGAGUUCCGCCAUGUCAUCGCCUGGCAGCAGGGAGAGUACGGGGAGUUUGUCAUCAAGGAUCCAGACGAGGUGGCCCGCCUCUGGGGCCGCAGGAAGUGCAAACCACAGAUGAAUUAUGACAAGCUGAGCCGGGCCCUCAGAUAUUACUACAAUAAGAAGAUCCUGCACAAGACCAAAGGCAAAAGGUUCACUUACAAGUUCAACUUAAGCAAGCUCAUCGUAGUCAACUGUCCUCGAUGGGAGGCAUGGGCAAUGCCGGCCCCCAACUUGUUUCGGCCCACCCUGGUGCCCAUGGGCGUGCAGAGUAAGCUCCUACACAGCAUGCUGCUCACCCGCUGGGCCAUGGUGGAGCAGCUGUCUGGACAGUGGGCCCUCCGAGGGCCACCAGAGGCCUCUGAGGAUAAGAAGGGGAGCAGCAGCCGUAUCUACCGACUUGGCUCUGCCUCCACCCACUGCCUGCUCAGCCCUUGCUGCCAUUUGGGGAGCCUCCCAGAAGAGCGGCCCAGUUUUGCCUCCUUCACGCCUCCCCUCCCACCCUCUCUCUCCUCAGGGCCCCUCUUGGCCCCGCUUCUCCCAGAGCAGCAGUUUCCAGGGUCCCCCACGACAGACACCCUGCUCCCAGGGCCCACCUGCCCCCCAGCGACCUGGCAUUUCCCGGGGCUUCCCCUGCUGGCUGGGCUGGGCCAGGGGGGCGGUGAGAGGCUCAGGCUCUUGUUCCUUAGGCCAGAGGGGCUGGAGGUAAAGGCCCACCCCCUGAUGGGAGGAAAAGGGUACCUGGAUCCCUGGGAGGGCUUCUUCGCAGAGAUGCAAAGACCCAAACCUGGGGAGGAAAGUCUUAGGUCCCCUAAUUUGGAGAAUUUUGAAGCAGAGUGGCCCUUGGAUCCUCCUUAACUGAGGAGGAAGAUGAGACGUGGGCCCCCAAACUCCACCUCUCCUCUGGCCCACCUCCCUGCUGGCUUUGCACCUCCCUGGGUGGAAAUAAGUCUAAAUUGUGGGAGGAUUUGAAUGGAUGGAGUUGGAUCCGAGGAGGUGGGGGGCAUUGCCGAGAAGGAGCAUAUGUGGAGACGGGACAAACUGAGGCAGGGUGCCCCCUCCAUCCCACUACAUUGCUAAUCAGAUUAAGGAGACUUUUUUUUUUUUUAAUUUCAGAGAGGAAGGGAGAGGAAGAGAGAGAUAGACACAUCAGUGAUGAGAGAGAAUCAUCAAUUGGUUGUCUCCUACACUCCCCACACUGGGGACUGAGCCCGUAACCCAGGCAUGCACCCCGACUGGGAAUCAAACAGUGACCUCCUGGUUCAUAGGUCAAUGCUCAACCACUGAGCCACGCCGGCUGGGCCUAAGGAGACAUUCUGAAUCUCAGCUUAUUUUGAGGGAGAUGAGAACAAGGUUUCCAUCAUUUGCAGCACCCCAUACCUACCCCAUGAGGGGGAAAUCAGAGGUCUAGCUUGGGAAGGGGAUCAGGAAUUGAUUUGUUCCCUGAACAUCAGGGCAACUCCUUUCUUCUCUGGGGCCCAAGUCCCUUACCCGUCUCCCUGCUGCCCCUCCACAUCCUUGUUUUCCAUCCUCUGAUUUCUGUGACCUUGGGACGUGCAUGCAGGCCCGUCCUUCUAGCUUCAUUUCCCCAAGACCCAAGCAAGUGGGGUAGGGAGGUUCUCUGUAACACUCUACUGCAGACCACGAAUAAAAUGCCCUUGGCAAACUGGCCCCUUGGCUGACAUUUCUGCUGCCCUCUGAUGUGGUGUGGAUCUAAACAGCACCCAAGAUUCCUGAUGGGAAGAGCGAGGGGGCUAGGGAUGAGGCCUCAGUCGUGGAGCAGAAGUGGAAAUGAAGCCAACCAGUCUCCUCCCUCCUGCUGCCAUCACGUCCCGGAGAGAAAGGCUGAAAGCAGCCACUCUGGCCACGCGGACAGCCAGCCUCAAGGGAAGAACAGCAGCAGAGCAGGGCUUCUUCACAGAGUGACCCUCAGAUCCCGACCUGGGUCUCAAAGCAGAGCUCUGAGGGGCUGGGGGUGAAGGGGGGUGUUGGCAGGGGUCCCUCCUGCUCUGAGCCCCAGGUCCUAAGAGUGAUGGGAGGAGGUGAUGAAGCAUUGGAUGGCUGGGGAAGGGGAGACACAUUAGGGUUUUUUGCUUAAUCAAGGAAAUGCCAAGGGGAUUGAACCCUAUUGCUCUCCUAUCUCCAGGCUUGUCAAUAACAGGGUCAGGAUUUGUCUCCACUUAUUUCUAUUAUGAGGAACAGAGACCGAGCAGGUACAGAGGACCUUUUUGUCCAUCUGUUUCCCCUCACUCAGAGUAAGGGUGCUUCCCUGUCCCUGGGAUCCCUGACCUUUUGCUUUCUGUUACCUCUCGGUCCUUCCUUGUGGCAGCUGUGUCACUGUCAGGAGUGGAAUGGGAAGGAGAAACCCAGAGUAGGACAGGGUUAGGCCUCACCCCACAGGAAGACUGAGGGAAGCAAGGAGCCCAAACCCUGGGUUUCCAAGCUAGAUAUAGGCUGUAGCUUCCUGGUCAAGCUGCCCAGAUGACCAUGCUUACAAUGCCUGGCCUCCCCAUUGCUCUCCUCCUAUUAUUAAUAUUAAUAACUAGCCAAUCGUGAUGGAAGCUACAGCCUCACGCUCCCCAGGAAGCCACUGGCCCAUUCCCUGCAGACCCCUGGAGGAAGGGACUGAACAAAGGGGGAGACGGGCACAUGCACGACGAAGUUGGGGUGAUGUAGGGAAGGUGCUUGUCUGUCCGUCUAGCCUGGAAAAAAGGUCAUCCGUGAGGAGGGUAGAGCCACUGCAAACGUACAAAAUCACGGAAGGAUAAAAUCCCGAGUCCCCGCUCCCUUUUCUCUCUUACUACGUGGCCCGCACUCACCCUCCAUGUGGCCUUAAGCAGCUGCACGGCCCAUGGCCAGGCGGACCCCACACACAAUGGACUGCAGCUGGGAACACAGGCUAAGCCAGCCAGAUGGACUGGACUUGAAUACGGAGCAAAAGUUCUGGGCAAUGGCCUUACUUCUAGCCCAGCUGAAGACAAGAUUGUACUUCUUUCGUGGCAAGAUGGAUGGAGACGGGACCUCGGAGGGAAACCCUCUUGAUUUUACAUCGUCAAUAAAGCUUUGCACGAAACCCCAUCCUCCCAUAGGAGCCUGGGAAAUUAUUUUCCUUUCAGCACCCCAAGA